Messenger RNA from Pygocentrus nattereri (red-bellied piranha), 908 nucleotides. Its product is annotated as cytochrome b-c1 complex subunit Rieske, mitochondrial-like. Lineage: Eukaryota; Metazoa; Chordata; Actinopteri; Characiformes; Serrasalmidae. The transcript has 2 exons. The coding region runs from base 64 to 837 and encodes 257 amino acids. Gene Ontology annotation, biological process: mitochondrial electron transport, ubiquinol to cytochrome c. The record is from RefSeq and is a predicted model, not a curated record. Gene Ontology annotation, molecular function: 2 iron, 2 sulfur cluster binding; quinol-cytochrome-c reductase activity. Gene Ontology annotation, cellular component: membrane.
GUUUCCGUCUGUGAAAGGCCCUCUAAGGGGUCGCUGUGACCGCAGCUUUCCCGUCUGUAGAAGAUGGUCUCCUUAGCCGGACCUUCGGGCUUUCUGUCCCCUUACCUGCACACAGCGAAGGUCCUCCUGUCCAGGCAGGUUAAGGCUGUAGUGCCCGCAGCUGCGAGCAGUGGACAUGCGGCGGUGAAGCAGAGAGGAAGCAGCGGAGACUCGGCUCUGUUCAGCGGGCAUUUUGGAGUGCGUUAUGCCCACACUGAUAUCAGGAUCCCCGAUUUCUCUGACUAUCGCCGUCAUGAGGUGAUGGACCCUAAGAAGUCUGCUCAAGACAGCAGUGAGAACCGAAGGGCUUUUUCUUACUUGGUGACAGCAUCCACUGCUGUAGUGGGGGUGUACGCAGCUAAGACGGUAGUUACUCAGUUCGUCUCUUCAAUGAGUGCUUCUGCUGAUGUUCUGGCCUUGUCCAAAAUUGAGAUCAAGCUGAGUGAUAUUCCAGAGGGGAAGAAUAUGACCUUCAAGUGGAGAGGCAAGCCCUUGUUUGUUCGCCACAGAACUGAGAAGGAGAUCACAACUGAGGCUAGCGUGGACCUGUCGGAGCUCCGGGACCCACAGCAUGACAAAGACCGUGUCCUCAAUCCUUCUUGGGUCAUUGUCAUUGGUGUGUGCACUCAUCUUGGCUGCGUUCCCAUCGCGAAUGCUGGCGACUAUGGUGGGUACUACUGCCCAUGUCACGGGUCGCAUUACGAUGCUUCGGGCAGGAUCAGAAAGGGACCUGCACCCCUCAACUUGGAGGUGCCUUAUUAUGAGUUUCCUGAUGAAAACAUAGUGAUUGUUGGAUAGAUAUGGACAUUCUCUAGUUAUUCUUAUGUCUGUCUGGCCAAAACAUGUAAUAAAUAUGUUUCUUAAAACUA